GCCAUGGCAACCGGCCGUAACCGGGCCCGGUGCCGCCGGCGCCUGAGGGGAAGGGGCGAGAGGCGGGAAGGGCGGCCCCGGCCCUGCGCCGCUUCCCUCCUCUCUCCACAUUUCAGCCUCGGCCGCCCGCGGCCGCGAAAGGUUCUUUCGGAAACAAGCGGAAGGAAAGCGGCUUUUUAACGGCCAGAGGAGUUCUGCUGCGGCGCAGGAGCUGGCAGGGCAAAAACCCCCUCACCCAGGUGUGCUUCAGAACUACUGAGAGCGAGGGUCUCUGCUUCCGUGGCCCCGCGAUGCGAAACCUCUUUCCCUUCUUUCACACGGAGCCGGAUGACAUCAUAUGUCUGUCUGCCUCGCCUGUGGAUUUAUUUGCCGUUUCAAAGAUAGAGGCUGACUCUUGCGAUCUUCCGUGACCCUUCAAGGAGCCAUUUCAGUUCAGUUUGAAGCAUCGUUUCUCAUUUUAAAAUAGUGAAAGUGGCUCUGGAGAGACUUCUGCUUUUCUGCCCAACUCGGAACUAUUUUAAAGCAAAAGGUGGAGCAGCUGUAGUUAAUUUUCAGUAUUGAGAACAUUACUGCAGAUUUGAACUCUUUGCUACGUGGUUUUUAACGAAGAAGGAAGACUUUUCAACUCGACUUCAACAUAGCUUUUGAAGUUUAAUGCAAUUUUUCUUGAUUUGGAGACAAACAUUAAUUUUUGGGGUAUAAUUUCUUACUUUAGCUUUCUGCAGUCUGUAGGCUAGUCAGAGAAGCAGAUAACCUUCACGUUUGGCAUAUUUUCACUUAUUUAAAACCAAAAGAAAAAAUAACGUACGCAUUCCGUGUUGUACACUAAGCUGGGAAGAAGGAUCUGCAGCAGGUUUGGAUCUGUAAGCCUCUCUAAUAUUUCAUCUGGUUCGAAAAGGGGACGGAGCCAGAGGCAGGGCUGAUGCUGAGAGGUUCUCAAGAGCAUUUUGGGUAUGGACAAAUUCAGGAAGGCAGAAAAAGAGAAGUUGUUGAUGCCAGUUGGACUGACGUUCCCCCACUCCUGUUGCAAGACAAAAUGCUUUAGAGAAAAGUAAAAAGGAUAACUACAGUGAGCACUGGCGUUGCUGAGGCCCUCUCUGAUAAAGCUGCCUGCGCUCCAGCCAGCAGCAAGAACUGUAAUGGCUUACGUCGCGAAGAAGUGCGGCAUCUGCUUUCAGCCUCCGUCCAUUAUCCUGAUCUACAAAGAUGACAGCGAGGAGAAGACUCGCCAGCGCAUCAUGCCGGUCAGAAAUUUCUCCAAGUUCUCAGACUGCAGCAUGGCUGCUGAGCAGCUGAAGAAUAACCCUCGGCACAAGGCUUACCUAGAAGGAGUCUCACUACAUCAGCUGCAGAAGCUGUACAGUUUGCUGAAAGGUCAUUUGGAAGGAGAGAGCCUGGCUGAGAGCUUGGAAAAGUUUCGGCAGGAAGAGACCAUUGACCCAGAAGAGGAUAUGAACAAACUAGAUGACAAGGAACUAGCCAAAAGGAAGAGGAUCAUGGACGAGCUCUUCGAAAAGAACAGGAAGAAGAAGGAUGACCCAGAUUUCAUCUAUGACGUUGAGAUUGAGUUUCCACAGGAUGAGCAGCUGGAGUCCUGUGGCUGGGAUGUGGAGUCAGGUGAAGAAAUCUGAUUCCGGACAAAGAUGUGUUGGAUGGGCAGUUUGGAGACAAAUCUCAUGGCCCUGACAGAGAGAAUGAUGUCAGCAUACAUAUUCUACUGCAUCGUUUUCUGCUCAUGCAACUGAUGCACCUUACAUUGGCUACGGAGAACCCAGGGCCCAAGGUGCUACAGCAGUUCCAGGUUUAAGUGAACUUUGUUUAAGAAGCCAGACUUGAUGAAAUGGAAACGGGCAGCUGAACUCGGUGUUUUCAGUCUUUUCCUAUGUGCGAGUGCCUAAAAUAAUUUUCAAUUAUUUAAUCUUUCAUUUGUUUACAUUUUAGUCAGCUUUGGCUGAAAACCUCACCAGCUUGCCCUGCUGUGAUUUCUAUUCAUCUUUGUCUGAAAAGGUAGUGUUAAAUAUUUAUGUCUUGAAAGCAAUGUUAAAGCUUUAUUGUACAAACACGGUAUUUACUAGUUUUUGCUGGAAUGUUAAAUAUGGAUUAGUCUUUCUGGGUGAAUCAACACUGUGUUGAAAAUAUUACUCUCAUGUUUCCUGAGCAAUGCUUAAAUCUCCAGCUUCAGUUUACACAAAUAUAAAUCCUUCUAUUUAAGAAAUAGAAUAGCUGGAAAAUAAAUUAGUCUUGAAAGUACUUCUGAAAAUACAGUGAUUUCAAGCUGAAGCUGAGGUGUUUUGCUUCUUUCUAUUGCAAGAUAAUGCUUUCUGGGUAAGUGCUCAGUUCUGGGAAAAUGUGCUGAAACUAUCUGAAAAAAAAAAAAAAAAAAAGUGUGGUAGAAGAUCACAAAGGCUGGGGCUGGGUUUAGAGUAAAACAAAACCUUUCCCCCUGGCUGCCUCACAGACUGCAGAUCCCAGCUCGCUGGAAAUCAUGCUAGGGGAGGACCUGACAUGACAAGUGAAGCUACAGCAAAAGGUCCUCCACGUACUGGUUUGGUGGUCACCGAGAAAUUCAUCGCUGCAAACGAAUAUUUUACUUAUCCCACGGAAGUUUUUAAUCCCGCUGUCUACCGCAGCUGGCUUGCACUAGCUAAAUCCUUCUCUCUUGUGAGACUUUGAGGACUAUGUUUAGGAUUCUUUAGAGAAUUAUACAACUCCAGAAGCUUCCCAGGUUCUGGCUUUCUGCACCUGGUGGCUGUGAGGGUCGUGAGUGGGACAAGUGUUCAUCCCGAGUUGAGUGUGCUCAACAGACUGCUCCCUGAGGUAACUAAGGAGUUGUAAAUUGCUUUCAAGACUAGUUUAGUUCCCGUCUUCCUUUUUGCAACCACAAAUGAAUUAAAAUGUGUCACUUUUAUCAAUAAAACAUCAUAUCAUAGCACA
Tyto alba (common barn owl) is the source of this 2934-nucleotide messenger RNA. It is a transcript of the gene CEP19, whose product is annotated as centrosomal protein 19. The record is from RefSeq and is a predicted model, not a curated record. The coding region runs from base 1140 to 1631 and encodes 163 amino acids. The transcript has 3 exons. Gene Ontology annotation, biological process: microtubule anchoring at centrosome; trans-Golgi to periciliary membrane compartment transport. NCBI's taxonomy places the organism in Eukaryota, Metazoa, Chordata, Aves, Strigiformes, Tytonidae. Gene Ontology annotation, cellular component: centrosome; centriole; ciliary basal body.